AUGGCGAAGCGUAAACGCAGUCCAACCCCGGACUCAGAUGCAUCUAUAGAGAAGAAGAAAGUGCGAUGGGAAGCAUCGGAUACUGAGAGUGAGAGUGACAGCGAAGAAACCUUGGACCACAAAAUCUGCCUUGCAGCCUAUGCUCAGCGCGGUCGCGUUGCUUGUGCAUAUUACGACCCAGUCAAAUGCAUCAUCUACUAUCUCGAGGACGCGGUGGAAACGAGGCAUUAUGAGCUAACAACGACUUUGCUGGAACAGGUGCAUCCUGACGUCGUUAUUACCAGUUCUCGCUCAGACGAUGAACUCAUGGACGUUGCUCGUGCUCAUAUGGACGCUUCUGGUGGUGUAUUUCAGAUACGACCCCAGAAAGAGUUCAGCCCUUCCAAAGGCCGCGAGCGAAUCUUAUCUCUUAGGCUGCUUUCCGAGAUUCCUUCCGAUGAUAGCGACCCACCAGCGUCGUCUGAUGUUGAGACAUUGUCGUCAACGUCUGGCGGGCGGAACGCGUAUGACUUUAUGCGCCGACGACAAGCGGAAACCGGCGGAGACCCCGUAAUGAAGCGAUGGAACGCAGCUAUUCGCUUGUCGAACUUUACUACGGCAGAUUCCUCUCCUCUCUGCGUUGCCUCUGUCGGAGCGCUGCUAGAAUAUCUUGUCCGAAAAGCCGUGGAUGAUUUAGAUAACGAAGGCAUCGCAGGUCUGCAAGUCCGUGAAAUUGAAGCCAUCUCUUUGGAGCAGUAUAUGCAAAUCAACGCUGACGCGUUGUCAUCUCUCCAAAUCUUCGAGAGCGAGGAUCAUGGGUCGAUGCAUUCUGACAAGACUAAAGAGGGAUUAUCGUUAUUUGGCACCCUGAAUAGCACCAACACCACUCUUGGACGCGCUUUACUCCGCACAUGGCUUCUUAGACCUUCCCUUUCCCUUUCUGUAAUCAAGGCACGCCAUGAUGCAGUCGAAUGCUUCAUGUCCACAGAGAAUUUGGUUGCGGCAUCGGCCAUGCAAGCCCACCUCAAAGGCAUCAAGAAUGUCCCACGGAUUCUCGAACUCACGCGUUCGGGAAAAGCCAAAAUGAAGGAUUGGCAGGGUCUCGUUAAGUUCACCUUCCACUCUGCCAUGCUUCGAGAAAAUCUCUCCGAACUGCACCUGUCGGGUGGCGUCGAAAUCGUCAAAAAGCUCGUGGCGGCUUUAGAUGUUGCGAGUUUUCGCGAAGUGGGGAAUCGCAUUAAUGAGAUCAUCGACUGGGAAGAGUCUUCUCAUUCUGGGCGCGUUUGCGUCCGGCCCAACAUUGACGAGGAGUUGGAUAAUCGCAAACACAUAUACCAUGGAAUCGACUCCGUCUUGUCCAAAGUUGCUGAACAGAUUUGUCAAACGGUUCCCCCGGACUACGCAGCAUCACUCAAUAUCGUCUAUUUCCCUCAACUGGGCUUUUUAAUCUGUAUACCUAUGCUAGAUGAAUGGAACGCGGACGGGAUUCAGGUUAUUGAAGGCUGGACCUUUCAGUUUUCUUCGGAACACCAUGUCUAUUUCAAGUCCAAGGAAAUGAACGACAUGGAUCUUCACAUCGGCGACCUUCACUCCUCCAUAGUUGACAGAGAGAUUGAAAUCGUGCAGGAACUCUUGGAAGAAAUUAUCGUCCACUUUGAUGGCAUGGCCGCAGCCUGUGAUAUUAUGGCAGAACUCGACUGUUUACUGUCUUUUGCGUGCGCAUCGCGAGGACUUGGCUAUAGACGACCCAAUAUAGUUGAAGAUAACAUCAUCGACAUCCAGCAAGGACGCCAUCCUCUCCAGGAGCAGGUCGUUGACGCAUUCGUUCCCAACGAUGCUCAUAUCGCAGGUGGCUCUGGAGAUCGUUCGGUGUUGGUAGGCGACGAAUCGACCCACGAAGCGGAAGAGUGGAACAGCAUAGUUCUUUGCACCGGUGCGAAUGCAUGUGGAAAGAGCGUAUACCUGAAGCAGGUUGCUUUGAUCCAGUAUAUGGCACAGAUUGGAUGUUUCGUCCCGGCAGAAUCCGCCACCCUUGGUAUUGUUGACAAAAUCUUUACCCGUAUCUCGACCAGAGAAUCAGUGUCCAAAGUUCAAUCAGCCUUUAUGAUCGAUCUCAAUCAAGUUUCUCUCGCUCUACGCAACGCCACUGCCAACUCUCUUAUCCUCCUGGAUGAAUUCGGCAAAGGAACUCUCCCAACAGGCUCGUAUCUUCUCUAG
Messenger RNA from Mycena indigotica, 2196 nucleotides. Its product is annotated as MutS 5. Gene Ontology annotation, biological process: chiasma assembly; mismatch repair. The transcript has 19 exons. The record is from RefSeq and is a predicted model, not a curated record. The coding region runs from base 1 to 2196 and encodes 731 amino acids. Gene Ontology annotation, molecular function: ATP-dependent DNA damage sensor activity; mismatched DNA binding; ATP binding. Lineage: Eukaryota; Fungi; Basidiomycota; Agaricomycetes; Agaricales; Mycenaceae. Gene Ontology annotation, cellular component: nucleus.